This is a messenger RNA of Python bivittatus (Burmese python), 4143 nucleotides long. RefSeq names its product protein phosphatase 1 regulatory subunit 15B (gene PPP1R15B). Gene Ontology annotation, molecular function: protein phosphatase regulator activity. NCBI's taxonomy places the organism in Eukaryota, Metazoa, Chordata, Lepidosauria, Squamata, Pythonidae. The record is from RefSeq and is a predicted model, not a curated record. Gene Ontology annotation, cellular component: protein phosphatase type 1 complex; endoplasmic reticulum. Gene Ontology annotation, biological process: response to endoplasmic reticulum stress.
UAGAGCUUGCCCUUCUUUCCCCCGUCGCUACGAAAUGGGCGCCUGCGCGUUUGCUCUCUCCUGAAGAGGUCUUCCGCCUUGAGCCUUAACUGCUCUUCUCUUCUCCAGUCGCCGCCAUUUUAUUCCUCUUACUGAACGUGCUGUGAAAAACCGAGAGCGGUUAGCGUUCGUUUGGAAAGAUGGCAUGGCCCAGCUCGGGGAAAGGCCGCUUCAUCCUUAGAAAUCCCCUAAAUCUCACAGGCCGAAAAAAGCGGCCGAUUCACAUCGGGUGGAAGCGCUGAGGUAAGGAACAUACCGCCCAUGGAGCCGCGGAGGGAGCGAGAGCAGGCGGCCCCUCGCCUCAACGCCUGCCAACCCUCGCUGCCGGCACCCCAGCCCGACGCCCCGUUUUCAUUGCUGCGGCUCUUGUCGCAGCUGCUGCAGCGUCUCCUGCCCGGUCCGAUCAGUCCCCUCUUCUGGCUGCCCUCCGAAGUCCACGCCACCGCGCCGGAGACUUCGGUGCCAGUGUGGGAGACUCCCGGCCUGACUCCGCUCUUGGCCGUUGAGCACCAGCUGUGCGUGGUCUCUUCCUCCUACGUGCUGGGCGGCACCGACAAGAGCUCCCUGCCCGGACCUCUGCGGGCCAAGUUUCCCGAGAUCUUGCAGCGAGUGCCGUGGGAGCCGCACAAAGCCGUUCUUGAUGAGACGGACUGCGAUUACGGCUACCAUAGCUUGGAGGUCGAGGAGCAGCUGCGGGAGGCCUGGGCCCCGAAGGAGCGUGGUGAGGAAACUCAAGAACACCAGGACCUCGCGAAGACGCCGCAGCCUCUGGACGGGGGCAGUGCUGGGCGGGAAGCGACUGCGGAGGUCAGCUCCGACGUAGGACCCGACCUGCCGGUCGUGCCGAGACCGGCAUGUCCUAACAAGCUGAUCGAUUACAUCCUGGGGGGCGCUUGCAGCGGGGAAGAGAGCGCGGGGGAGGACAGCGAUGAAGACGACGGGGAAGAGGAGGAGGAUUGGUACGGGGAGGAGGAAGACGACGAUGGCUUUGACAGUGAAGGCUCCCUUUCGGAGUCGGAAAUAAACCAAGAUGGAGAGAGCAUUCAUCUGUGGAACUCUUUCUGUAGCCCCGAUCCAUACGACCCGUGGAAUUUCACAGCAGCUGUGCAGACUGCUGGGAAUGUGGGAGAGGAAGGGCCUACCAGAGAGUCAAAUGAGAGCGAGGUAGUAGAGGAUUCUUCCUCCUGGAGUGAAAGUUCCUGUGAGGAAGAUGAAUGGGAGUCUAGUAGCAUAAAUGAAUCUGAAAAUUUGAAAUUGUGGAACUCUUUUAUUAACUUGGAGGAUCCUUAUAACCCUUUCCAUUUUAAGGCACAAUUUCAGACUGCGGGGAAAAAAGGGAAAAGUGACUUGAAAGGAUCCACAAGUUUAGGCCUUAGCCCCUCGCAACAUAGUAUCUUACUUAGCUGUCAGCUUCACCUGCUUGAUAAUGGAGGCACUGAAAGUGUGAGGUAUGGCAUCCUCUCUAGAGAAAAGUGUAAGAAGAAGAAAAAGGUGACUUUCCUUGAAGAAGUUACUGAGUAUUAUGUAAGCAAUGAGGAAGAUCGCAAAGGACCUUGGGAAGAGCUUGCACGUGAUGGAUGCCGAUUCCAUAAACGAAUUCAGGAGACUGAAGAUGCAAUUGGAUAUUGCUUAACAGUAGAGCACAGGCAGCGUAUUCGUAAUAGAUUCCAGGAAAUGUGUUAUGAAAGACCUGUUAUUUUUUAACACCUUAUUAAUUAUCCAGGGUAAUACCUUUAAUGAUGCUUAUGACCAUCUUCCAAGACAUCUAUUAAAAUGACAGCUGCCUCUAAUAAUAUAAAACUGGGAACUGGGGUAAUUUUAAUACUAUGUCUCAUUCUCUGCCAACAAAUAUGCUAUAUAGGCUGGAUGCAGUGUUGAAACAAGUCUUUUGAAUAUCCAGCAUGUGCAUAAUUGGUCCUUUCUAAUGAUGAGUGUAUCUAUUUUUGCAAAAGCCAAUCAGAAAUGCCUCCUUGUGCAUUUGUGUGUGUAUUCUGUCUCAUUCACAUAAUAUAUAUGUGAACAAAGAAAUGUGUGGAAUUUUGCACUUUUUAAAAGGAAAAAUAUUUUGCAAGUAUAUUUAUUGGGUUUGGAACCCAACAAUGCAGUUCUGAUUUAAAGUUUGUAAAUUGCAGCCUGUUCUUAUAUUUGUGUAUAAUAGAAAAUUGAAAUGAAUUGAAAUUGAAAUGAAUUUACACAGUAAUGCUGCCUACUUCUCAUUGGUCUUUCUCUUAUAUUGAUUUUAGCUGAAUUCUUUUUUCUGCAUAAAAGUCUCUUUAUGUUUGUAGAGAUUUUUACUUAGUUGCAAUAGAAUGCUGUGUAUUUUACAGUAAAAUUGCAAACAGUAUUGGACUGUUAAUGGCAGGAACCCCAGUUUAAACUGCCAGUAAGGUGGUUAGUAGUAUAUUCUUCUUCACUUUUGUCAUUAUACCAAUCUAAUAGAUACAGCAUUCCACUUCUGUGGAUAGAUCACCAAAAUUUUGGAGCAGUUCUGUUUAUUAUUUCAGAAGAAAUCUGUCCUCAGUAAACACUGUGGUAAGGAAAAUAUUAAAAUAUAUUGAUUUGUUUGCAGUCUGUUCCAGAUACUUCAAAUUUAUGGAGAAAAAAAUAAUAGAAUUCAAGAUUUCUAAUGUUGAUUGGUUACAAAGCUUACCAAACUAAUCAGUAUGAAUAUAAUUGUUCAUAUAGCAAUUUAACAAUUUCUAAGAGUUCUAGAAAUAUUCUUAACGCAAUAAUCUAUUCUUAAUCAUUAUUGUUACGUAUUUGGUUAGAAUACAUGUUUGGAUUACCUAAAACAUUUUUAGAAUCUUGUAUGGAUUCCAAAUAGUGAUUUAAAUGGCCUAGGUAAGCAGCUCUAAAUCCAGUAUUCAGAAUUAUUGGGAUAAAUACAGUAGAUUAACAUUGUUUAGUUUUAGAUGUGCCACUCCUGAAAGCAGCAAGAAAUACCAGUAACAUGCAUUGUUGCAAUAUGUCCUUAACACAAAUCAUAAUAAAUGACUUUACUUUUUUCUAUCUUAAGUUUCACUGACUUCAUAUUUGUACAGUAGUUUGUUAUAACUACAAAUGCUGUGUGCUUUAGUCCAGGUAAAUUCUAAUAGAAUAAAUAGUUUCUGUAUAACACAAAAGUAUGUGUUGAGAUAUAAUAGUCUAGAGAAUUGAUGUAUGGAAUACUUGAUGCAUUCUGAAAAAGUUACCCUUGAAGCACUGCUGUAAAAUUUCAUUGAGCUAUCUGGGGCAGUUCCAGUGUAUCUACAAAUCUGUGUACUUGGAACUUGGCUUCUGUAUAAACACACAUAAGAUAAAGCCACAGAGGACAAAACAUUUUUCUACCUUGAUACUGUUUUAAGUAUUGUCUUUUAUUGGUCAGUUGCCGACUACUGGGAGGAAUAAUGAUUCUGUUUCUUAGUCUGAAGCCAUUUAAAAUGAGUGCAGAUUCCUGAAAUAAAAUUCAUUCAUUUUUAUGUUUUUCUCUCUCUAGAAUGAUUUAAUGGUGCUACAUGUGGCAAUAAAGGAUGUCUUUACAAAUUUAUUUAAGUAGUGAGACAUGAAAAACUAAUUCUAAAACUUUAAAUCAAAACUGUAAUUAUCAGAAUUUUAUUUUUAUAUUAUUUUAGAAAGGCAAAAAAAGAGACAGAAAACUUUUCAUAUAUACAGGCUUAAAAGGAUUUGAUUGUAUUCCAUUGGGUUUUUUUUAUAUUUAAACAUUUCUGUAUGUAAUAAAACACUUUAAAACUUAUAAAUUGUAAUAAAGAAACUUUACAUGUUUAAACUGUCUGAAAGAUUGUGCUGCCAUGGUAUUGGGGUGUAGCUCUUAAAAUAAAUGGAGUAUUCUUCAGUAGUUUUAGAGCUCUGCAAUGCUUUUAUAAUUUGCCUUUACUAAAUACCUGGAGUUGCUAAGGUGCCAUCAGGAUGGCACCAAAUCAGUUAUAUGGAAUUCAUUUUAUUCAAGGUUGCCCUAAAAGGUGGUGCUAGAAUGAAUUUCUCAUCCUCUUGGAUCUAUUCCUGGUGUAUACACGUAAACUGACAAAAGAGUUUAAAGUAGCAGGCGCAAUACAAUAAAAGUUUGAAAUACUUAGAUUUAAAAACGUUGGCAGUCCUGAAACACUU